AUGCUACUGGCAAAGGCCAGAUAUGGAAGUGUAGACAAGAAUUCCGCUGGACACACACUUAGAUUCUUUGGAAGAGUAAUGGACAAGAGAAAGAUUAAAUCCCUUCACUUUUUGGAGUAUGGUAGAUCAAAGAACAUUAUCAAGUCCAAGGUAUCACAAUUCAACAUUGAUAUGAUUCUAAUCAAUCCCUACAAUAACAAGAAGAAGAAAUUAUGUGCAUACCUUUCACAGAAUUUGAAAGCAACCAAGGUAGUCCCUGUAAACUUCUUUGUGCCAUCGGAUGACUCUCUUGUCCCAAAACCAAUAGACAAUAAGGCCCCACUUCCAUUGAGCAAGGGUCCAUUGUCAUCAUCCUAUGCCCAUGGCGACAUCAGAAUGCCAGUGGGAACUGGAAUCCCAUUGACUGCAUCCAAAUCAGCCUACUCUAUCCCCGACCAACAGAUGCAAGCUGACACAUCAUCAUCAACCAGACAGACAAUCCAUGAGGCUCCACCAGGAGUCAUGCUAGCAAGAGAGUAUGGAGGUGAGGGAAGCAGCACCAGUCAUCCAAACAUUGAAGAGGACUAUAACUACAGAAUGACAUAUCCUCGAAGAAAGUCACAUACUACCGAGGACAACAUUGAUCUAAAGACAUUACCAUCAACAACAACAACAACAACAUCAUCAUCAUCAUUGGCCCGUAGUACACAGGGGGAACUGAUCAGCAGGCAAGCACCAUCAACCAAGCCAGUGCUAAAGGCAGAGUUCCAGUCUCCAAAUGUGAUGAGAACAGGAAGACGAGUGACCAAUGUUUCCUUUGCAUCGCCUCCAAUAAUCUCUAGUAACAGCUAG
This is a messenger RNA of Acytostelium subglobosum LB1, 831 nucleotides long. RefSeq lists its product as hypothetical. The record is from RefSeq and is a predicted model, not a curated record. Bases 1 to 831 code for a protein of 276 amino acids. Lineage: Eukaryota; Evosea; Eumycetozoa; Acytosteliales; Acytosteliaceae. The transcript has 3 exons.